AUGGCCUCGCACCUUAAGGGUCUCCAUCAGAUCAAGCUGGUCAAGAAUGAAAAGUAUCAAAAAUCUGGCUUGAAGUCAUUCGGCCAACUGGUCAGAAAAUGUACGUCUUUGGUCGUUACUCGACCAUGCGGCCGCUGAGCUUACACCUGUGCAGACGAGAUCACCCCGACCAUGCCCUGUCCUUUUACAGUGGUACACGAGCUCGUCGAAGAGGGCGAACACCAGUUCCUCAGAAGGUUUCAACCGAGGACACACAAGUCGAAUAGCAACACCGUUACUCACAUGGUAGGGAUUUUACAGCAGCCAGCAGACUUGAUGCACAGCGCUGACGACUGCAACAGGUCAAGAAAGACAGCUCCGGCAAGGUCGGCCAUGUCGAUACUGAAGAUGUUCAGAACGACUCCGAGUACCUUGCUCAGAUCCAAAUCGGCACUCCCCCUCAGACCUUGAGCGUCGACUUCGAUACGGGCUCGUCGGACCUCUAGGUCUGGUCGACAAGCCUCCCCAAUGACCUCAAGAAUCGGAACGCUGGCGCCCAUAAUCUUUUCGACCCAAGCAAGAGCAGCACAUGGAAAGCCUGCGAUGGUCGGUGGAAGAUUGGAUACGGCGAUGGCUCCACCGCUCAAGGCACCGUCGGCAACGACUUGGUCACUGUCGGCGGCCUCAAUGUUCAAAAUCAAGGUGUCGAGAUUGCUGCUCAGCUAUCCCAAUCUUUCGAGACCAACAAGGGCGAUGGAUUGAUGGGUCUUGCUUUUGUGAGUCGAAUCAAAUUCCAAGAUGACGCUAUUGCAUGUUGACAGCUUUUCAGGGCGUUCUCAACACGGUCCGACCGCAGCCAGUUCACACGCCAGUCGAGAACAUGAUCCUUCAGUCGGAUAUUCCGAAAGACGCCGAGCUGUUCACGGCCUACCUGACAAAUCGUAUUGACGGGGUGCCACCUUGCUACACGUUCGGAUACAUUGACCAAGUGAGUCCUUCGUCAUCGCCUUCUGAUCGUGGAGGAAAGUCACUGACGCCCCCAACAGUCCCUCGUUGCAGGCGGCACGAUCAACUACUGCCCCAUCAACAGGUCCCAGGGCUUCUGGCAGGUCGACUCCACCGCCGUGACUAUCAACGGCAACAGACUUCCCCUUGCGGGCAACUCGGCCAUCAUGGACACAGGCACGACCCUCGCCAUGGUCGACGAUCAGACAUGCAAGAACAUCUAUGCCGCAAUCCCAGGGGCCAGAUACGACGCCAACCAGGGAGGCUGGGUCUACCCAUCGUCGACGGACCGCAACAGUCUACCUGAAAUCCGCCUGGACAUUGGUGGUCACGACGUGAUCAUUGACAGGGAUGACAUUGGAUUCGCAGACGCCGGCGGGUGGAUCUACGGCGGCUUCCAAAGCAGAGGAAACAUGAGCUUCAGUAUCUUUGGCGACACGGUGCUGAAGAGCAUGUAUGCGAUUUUCGAUCAGGUGGGUUUCCCUGCUGGUUGAUGUUGAGGUUACGUUCUGCAUGCUGACAGACCGGCAGGGCCAAGAACGCUUCGGCUUCGUCCAGAAAGCCGAUUUGCAGGCUACUCAGUGCAAGUGA
Messenger RNA from Lecanosticta acicola, 1575 nucleotides. The record is from the annotation of a GenBank genome assembly. NCBI's taxonomy places the organism in Eukaryota, Fungi, Ascomycota, Dothideomycetes, Mycosphaerellales, Mycosphaerellaceae.